GUAUGGCCCACUGUAUGCCCUGUACCUGGGCCCUCAUUACACAGUGGUCGUGAACACCUACCAGCAUGCCAGAGAGGUGCUACUGCAGAGAGGGAAGGAGUUCGCUGGGAGACCCAAGAUGUUGACUACAGAGUUGUUGACCCGGGGGGGGAAGGACAUAGCAUUCUCUGACUACUCUCCUCUAUGGAAGACCCACCGCAGGCUAGUACACAACUCCUUUACCCUGUUCGGAGAGGGGACCACCAAACUACAGAGCAUCGUACUAGAGGCAGUGGAGGCGCUGUGCUGUGACCUCCAGGCCAGCAGGGGGCAUGCUAUUGACCCUGAUCCUCCUCUGAUGAGAGCUGUCACCAAUGUGGUGUGUACCCUGGUGUUCAGCUCCACCUACCAACCUGGUGACCCUGAGCUGACCACUGUGAUGGAAUACAACGACGGUAUCGUCCAGACCAUCGCUAGAGGGGGGCUAGUUGACAUCUUCCCCUGGCUACGGUUUCUCCCCAACCAGACUCUGACCACGCUGACAGAGUGUAUUGCCAUCAGGGAUCAGCUGCUCAGCAAGAAGCUAGAGGAACACAAGGUGUCGCUGAUCAGCGGGGAGCCACGUGACCUGCUGGACGCUCUGCUGCAGGGUCAGACGAGGAUCCAACAUAACCAGGGGUCAGGGAUCAGAGGUCAGGGGUUAGGAGCGGAGCAGGAAGAGGAGGGGAUCAGUGAUGACCACGUCUUGAUGACUGCGGCUGAAGCAUUCGGCGCCGGAGUAGAGACCACCUCAACGACAUUACUCUGGGUCCUGGCCUUCCUCCUGCACCACCCACAGGUUCAGGAGCGUGUGCAGAAGGAGCUGGAUGAGGUGGUGGGUUGUGGGAGGAGUCCAGAUGUGUCAGACCGCACUCACCUGCCCUAUCUGGACUCUGUCAUCAAUGAGGUCAUGAGGAUACGCCCUGUCAGCCCCAUCCUCAUCCCUCACACCGCCCUGACUCACAGCAGUAUCGGCGGUCAUUCCAUCUGUAAGGGAAGCCGUGUACUGGUGAACAUGUGGGCUAUACACCACGACCCGGAACACUGGGACCAGCCAGAGGACUUCAGACCAGAGCGUUUCCUAGAUGACAACGGCCAGCGCUUCACUCCUUCCUGUUUCAUGCCAUUUGGGGCAGGGCCUCGGGUCUGCGUGGGUGAAUCACUGGCCAGGCUGGAGCUGUUCCUGUUUGUGAGUGGUCUGCUGCAGAGGUUCAGCUUCAGCCCCGCUCCUGGGGUCCCUCUACCCGACCUGGAGGGGCGCCUAGGGGUGGUGCUACAGCCACUCAGAUACACCCUCACUGUUACACCUAGACCAGGCUGGGAGGGGGUGAGGGGGGGGUGUGGUGGAAGGAUUGAGGGGGAAGGGGGAAAGACUGGGGGGAGUGACUGAGAGGAGGGGGGGGGUGAGAUACUGAGGGGCCGAGGGGGAGGGGAGAGGGACUGAGGGGGAGGGACUGAGGGGGAGGGGGUGAGAUACUGAGAGGGAGGGACAGAGGGGGUGAGAUACUGAGAGGGGGGACUGAGGGUGAGAGGGGAAGACUGAGGGGGAGAGGGGGAGUGAGGGAGAGACUGAGGGGGAGGGACUGGGGGGGUGAGGUACUGAGAGGGGGGGACUGAGGGUGAGAGGGGAGAGGGGAAGAGGGAGGGGAGCAUGCAAUGCAUCUGACUCUUGGUAAUUCAAUGUUUUAAUUCAAUGUUUUAAAUGUACAUGUCCAUAAUCAAAUCAAUAAAUGAAGAUCGAUCUAACCUAAUGACAUAUAUCUAUAUGGUUCCAUUUAACCAUCACAGAGAGUACUGAUGGGAGUUAUAGUUUAGAUAUUUAUUAUCAGGCAGACGUACAGUAUAUAGACAGGCUGAUUUAGGACACAGACAGACACAGAGGGUUACUCCCUAAUCAACAGAGAUCUAUAGUAACAACUGGUCUGGGAGCAGACUGUAGUAACAACACCUCUGUUAGACAAACCAUACCACAGGAGUGGUCAUUUUAGUCCCAUAUUGGCCCUUUGAAUCCCAGAUGGGCCCUUUGAAUCAUAGACCGGCCCAUUAAAUCCCAGACUGGCCCAAUAAAUCCCAGACUGGCCCUUUGAACCCCAGAUGGGCCCUUUGAAUCAUAGACCGGCCCAUUAAAUCACAGACCGUCCCAUUAAAUCCCAGACUGGCCCAUUAAAUCCCAGACUGGCCCUUUGAAUCCCAGACUGGCCCUUUGAAUCCCAGAUGGGCCCUUUAAAUCACAGACCGGCUCUUUAAAUCCCAGACUGGCCCUUUGAAUCCCAGACUGGCCCUUUGAAUCCCAGAUGGGCCCUUUAAAUCAGAGACCGGACCAUUAAAUCCCAGACUGGCCCAUUAAAUCCCAGACUGGCCCUUUGAAUCCCAGAUGGGCCCUUUAAAUCACAGACCGGCCCAUUAAAUCCCAGACUGGCCCAUUAAAUCCCAGACUGGCCCAUUGAAUCCCAGAUGGGCCCUUUAAAUCCCAGACUGGCCCUUUAAAUCACAGACCGGCUCAUUAAAUUCCAGACUGGCCCUUUAAAUCACAGACCGGCUCAUUAAAUUCCAGACUGGCCCUUUAAAUCACAGACCGGCUCUUUAAAUUCCAGACUGGCCCUUUAAAUUCCAGGUGGGCCCUUUAAAUCAGAGACCGGUCCUUUAAGUGACUCUGAGAGGGAAAUGUGGGCCCGACUGAACUAGCUGGAUGAUCCUGGUUCUAGACCGGUUGUGUGUCUAGCUAACUGUUUGUGUUCAAUAGAUCUGGGACCAGACUAGGAUGAGGCAGGCUCCGUAAAAACCACAAGGACAGUUUCCAUGGAGAUAUGAUACUGUGAACUCCUGGGGAACAACAUCAUAUGUUGUAAACAACAAUAACAACAAUAAUAACAACAAAAUCAGAACACCAUAUGAUAUUCAUAAAGUCUCAGUGUUCCUCAUGAUCCGCUGUCAUCGACUCCCACAGUCUGGUCACAGAGGACAUGCUGGGAUCUGUAGUUCCUAAACGAACACUGCUACACUCUCUCCUAGAACUACAGUGUGUCUGUAUGCCUGGGCAUGUCUCUGGGUUUAAACUGUAGAGGAAUGGCCCGAAUGGAAACCGAAUCCCCAUAGUGCACUACUUCUGACCAGAGGCCCUAAGAGCCUAAAGUAGUGCCCUAUGAAGGGAAUAGACUGCCAUUUUGGAUGCAUACCUACUGUAUAUACUGUAUGUGAGUAGGGAGUAACUGGAACAUGUUGGCCGAAUACUGACUGACUGGCUGGCAGACUAGUUUACUGACUGACCGCAGACUGGUUUACUGACUGACUGGCUGCUUUACUGACUGACUGCAGACUGGUUUACUGACUGACUGUCUGCUUUACUGACUGACUGCAGACUAGUUGACUGACUGACCGGCUGGUAGACUGGUUUACUGACUGGCUGGUUUACUGACUGAAUGGCUGCUUUACUGACUGACUGCAGACUGGUUUACUGACUGACUUCAGACUAGUUUACUGACUGACCGGCUGGCAGACUAGUUUACUGACUGACUGGCUGGUUUACUGACUGACUGGCUUACGGACUGACUGGCUGGUUUACUGACUGACCGGCUGGCAGACUAGUUUACUGACUGACUGGCUGGCAGACUAGUUUACUGACUGACUGGCUGGCAGAUUAGUUUACUGACUGACCGUCUGGCAGACUGGUUUACUGACUGACUGGCUGGCAGACUAGUUUACUGACUGACUGGUAGACUGGUUUACUGACUGACCACAGACUAGUUUACUGACUUACCGGCUGGCAGACUAGUUUACUGACUGACCGGCUGGCAGAUUAGUUAACUGACUGACUGGCUGGUAGACUAGUUUACUGACUGACCGGCUGGCAGACUAGUUUACUGACUGACCGGCUGGCAGACUAGUUUACUGACUGACUGGCUGGUUAACUGGCUUACUGACUGACUGGCUGGUAGACUCAUUUACUGACUGACUGGUUUACUGACUGACUGGCUGGCAGACUGGUUUACUGACUGGCUGGUUUACUGACUGACUGGCUGCUUUACUGACUGGCUGGUUUACUGACUGACUGAUUGGCUGACUGGUUUACUGACUGGCUGGUUUACUGACUGACUGACUGGCUAACUGGUUUACUGACUGACUGACUGGUUUACUGACUGACUGGCUGACUGGUUUAUUGACUGACUGGCUGGCUAACUGGUUUACUGACUGACUGGCUGGCAGGCUAACUGGUUUACUGACUGACUAGGUGACAGACUGACUGGCUGGCUGCCUGGUUUACUGAUUGACUGGCUAACUGACAGGCUGGCUGGCUAACUGGUUGACUGACUGGCUGACCUAGUGACGUCAUGGGUGUUCUCUUCAGUAAAACUCCCUCUGUUCCUCCAUGUUAGAAAUACAAAACUCUCCUUCUGUCCAGAGCUUCUAGAGCCAGACGGACAGACACUAGCUAGAAGAUCACAGAACCUUGACGUGUGAUCCCUUGUGUUAGCCAUGAUGUUAAAUGAGCACAGCACACUGUUAGGAAACAAGACUCAAGACUUAAUGAACGGUGAUCCUUAAAUGGGACUUUUUCCGGGGGUUGGGAUUGUAAAUGUCUUGUAGUGUAUCCAUGGCUUGAGGGCAAUAGCUGUAGUUGAACACAGACACGUUGGUUCUUCUCUGGUGAACUGCAGCAUCUGAAGGUCAAACUGGCGAGGGCGAUGGUGCUCUGAAACUCUCCGAAUAUAAACAUUUAUUCUGGUCCUGCAGAACACUGGACUAGAAUCAGUCAUGUAUAUUCUAGUAAUCAACAGAGUUCUAGAACAUUCAUGUUGACCCUGUCAGUUCUAGAACAUUCCGGUUGACCCUGUCAGUUCUAGAACAUUCCUGUUGACCCUGUCAGUUCUAGAACAUUCUGGUUGACCCUGUCAGUUCUAGAACAUUCCUGUUGACCCUGUCAGUUCUAGAACAUUCCGGUUGACCCUGUCAGUUCUAGAACAUGAACACGACGACAGUCAGAUAGAUACACUGACAGUAUCCCGGUCUGGUCACACUGUCACACUACACUACCCAGAGUUCUACAGCAGGUUUAGUCACAUGGUAGUCAUGUUAUUGCCUUGCUAUUGGCUGGUGUUAUACACUGUUACUAUGGUUACUAUAAGAGAGACAGUGCUAGUGAUGUUAACAGAACUACAGUAGGCCUGUGAAAUGGUUGGUGUGUGUGUCCGGGGGGACUGAGGUGACCAUUGUGACACUGAGUUCAAACACAGGCCACACAACAUACAUUGUUCUGUUCUGACGAGAGAGAGAGAGAAAGAGAGAGAGAGAGAGAGAGAGAGAGAGGGUUUGGCUUCUCUCCUCUCUUUGUGUUGUAGUGUCUCUCUAGACCAGGUUGUAGUGUCUCUGUGGUGUCUCUCUAGACCAGGUUGUAGUGUCUCUGGACCAGGUUGUAGUGUCUCUGUAGUGUCUCUCUAGCCCAGGUUGUAGUGUCUCUAGACCAGGUUGUAGUGUCUCUGUAGUGUCUCUCUAGACCAGGUUGUAGUGUCUCUGUAGUGUCUCUCUAGACCAGGUUGUAGUGUCUCUCUAGACCAGGUUGUAGUGUCUCUCUAGACCAGGUUGUAGUGUCUCUCUAGACCAGGUUGUAGUGUCUCUGUGGUGUCUCUCUAGACCAGGUUGUAGUGUCUCUCUAGACCAGCUUGUAGUGUCUCUCUAGACCAGGUUGUAGUGUCUCUCUAGACCAGGUUGUAGUGUCUCUAGACCAGAUUGUAGUGUCUCUAGACCAGGUUGUAGUGUCUCUGUAGUGUCUCUCUAGACCAGGUUGUAGUGUCUCUCUAGACCAGGUUGUAGUGUCUCUAGACCAGAUUGUAGUGUCUCUAGACCAGGUUGUAGUGUCUCUGUAGUGUCUCUAUAGACCAGGUUGUAGUGUCUCUCUAGACCAGGUUGUAGUGUCUCUCUAGACCAGGUUGUAGUGUCUCUAGACCAGGUUGUAGUGUCUCUAGACCAGGUUGUAGUGUAUCUGUAGUGUCUCUCUAGACCAGGUUGUAGUGUCUCUGUAGUGUCUCUCUAGACCAGGUUGUAGUGUCUCUCUAGACCAGGUUGUAGUGUCUCUCUAGACCAGGUUGUAGUGUCUCUAUAGACCAGGUUGUAGUGUCUCUGUAGUGUCUCUAGACCAGGUUGUAGUGUCUCUAGACCAGGUUGUAGUGUCUCUAGACCAGGUUGUAGUGUCUCUCUAGACCAGGUUGUAGUGUCUCUAUAGACCAGGUUGUAGUGUCUCUAUAGACCAGGUUGUAGUGUCUCUCUAGACCAGGUUGUAGUGUCUCUGUAGUGUCUCUCUAGACCAGGUUGUAGUGUCUCUGUAGUGUCUCUAUAGACCAGGUUGUAGUGUCUCUCUAGACCAGGUUGUAGUGUCUCUCUAGGCCAGGUUGUAGUGUCUCUAGACCAGGUUGUAGUGUCUCUAUAGACCAGGUUGUAGUGUCUCUCUAGACCAGGUUGUAGUGUCUCUCUAGACCAGGUUGUAGUGUCUCUAUAGACCAGGUUGUAGUGUCUCUAGACCAGGUUGUAGCGUCUCUAGACCAGGUUGUAGUCUCUAUAGACCAGGUUGUAGUGUCUCUGUAGUGUCUCUAUAGACCAGGUUGUAGUGUCUCUAGACCAGGUUGUAGCAUCUCUAGACCAGGUUGUAGUGUCUCUGUAGUGUCUCUCUAGACCAGGUUGUAAAGUAACGGGUAUUUAUCUCCAGGAUAACUGAAAAAAUUAACAACACUACGACCAGGUUAGAUUAACAACACUACAACCAGGUUAGAUUACAACACUAUGACCAGGUUAGAUUAACAACACUACGACUAGGUUAGAUUAACAACACUACAACCAGGUGAUAUUAACAACACUACGACCAGGUCAGAUUAACGACCAGGUUAGAUUAACAACACUAUGACCAGGUUAGAUUAACAACACCACGGCCAGGUUAUAUUGACAACACUACGACCAGGUUAGAUUAACAACACUACGACCAGGUCAGAUUAACGACCAGGUUAGAUUAACAACACUAUGACCAGGUUAGAUUAACAACACCACGGCCAGGUUAUAUUGACAACACUACGACCAGGUUAGAUUAACAACACUACGACCAGGUUAUAUUGACAACACCACGGCCAGGUUAGAUUAACAACACUACAACCAGGUUAGAUUAAAAACACUACGACCAGGUUAGAUUAACAACACUAUGACCAGGUUAUAUUGACAACACCACGGCCAGGUUAUAUUAACAACACCACGGCCAGGUUAUAUUGACAACACUACGACCAGGUUAGAUUAACAACACUACGACCAGGUCAGAUUAACGACCAGGUUAGAUUAACAACACCACGGCCAGGUUAUAUUGACAACACUACGACCAGGUUAGAUUAACAACACUAUGACCAGGUCAGAUUAACGACCAGGUUAGAUUAACAACACUACGACCAGAUGAGAUUAACAACACUACAACCAAGUUAUAUUAACAACACUAUGACCAGGUUAGAUUAACAACACCACGGCCAGGUUAUAUUGACAACACCACAGGCCAGGUUAGAUUAACAACACUACAACCAGGUUAGAUUAACAACACUAUGACCAGGUUAGAUUAGCAACACUACGACCAGGUUAGAUUAACAACACUACGACCAGGUUAUAUUGACAACACCACGACCAGGUUAUAUUGACAACACCACGGCCAGGUUAGAUUAACAACACUACGACCAGGUUAGAUUAACAACACUAUGACCAGGUUAGAUUAGCAACACUACGACCAGGUUAGAUUAACGACACUACGACCAGGUUAGAUUAACAACACUACGACCAGGUUAGAUUAACAACACUACGACCAGGUUAUAUUAACGACCAGGUUAGAUUAACAACACUACGACCAGGUUAGAUUAACAACACUACGACCAGGUUAUAUUAACGACCAGGUUAGAUUAACAACACUACGACCAGGUCAGAUUAACGACCAGGUUAUAUUAACAACACUAUGACCAGGUCAGAUUAACGACCAGGUUAGAUUAACAACACUAUGACCAGGUUAUAUUGACAACACCACGGCCAGGUUAGAUUAACAACACUACGACCAGGUCAGAUUAACGACAAGGUUAUAUUGACAACACCACGGCCAGGUUAGAUUAACAACACUACGACCAGGUUAUAUUGACAACACCAUGGCCAGGUUAGAUUAACAACACUACGACCAGGUUAUUUUGACAACACCACGGCCAGGUUAGAUUAACAACACUACGACCAGGUUAUAUUGACAACACCACGGCCAGGUUAGAUUAACAACACUACGACCAGGCACACACAGUCUCAAAUGGAACCCUUUUCCACAGCUCCCUAUGUGGGACCUGGCCAAAAGUAGUGUACUACGUAGGGGAUAGAGUACCAUUUGGGUCAGACACAAAAUAAUCUGCCUCUGUGCCAAACCCAUCCACAGAACCAGUGAACCAUCUUGACUGUAUCUCCUGUAGCUCAGGACAGGAGCUUCAUGUUGGGCCCUCCUGGGUCUGAUCCACACAUCAGAGCUAUGUUCAGGAUCCCCAGUGUUAUGGAACAUUACCUAAUAAACAGUUUUGCAAAGUU
This is a messenger RNA of Oncorhynchus kisutch (coho salmon), 8586 nucleotides long. It is a transcript of the gene cyp17a2, whose product is annotated as cytochrome P450, family 17, subfamily A, polypeptide 2. The record is from RefSeq and is a predicted model, not a curated record. Gene Ontology annotation, molecular function: iron ion binding; heme binding; steroid 17-alpha-monooxygenase activity. NCBI's taxonomy places the organism in Eukaryota, Metazoa, Chordata, Actinopteri, Salmoniformes, Salmonidae. Gene Ontology annotation, biological process: progesterone metabolic process; hormone biosynthetic process.